This is a messenger RNA of Aspergillus niger, 981 nucleotides long. RefSeq lists its product as uncharacterized. The record is from RefSeq and is a predicted model, not a curated record. The transcript has a single exon. NCBI's taxonomy places the organism in Eukaryota, Fungi, Ascomycota, Eurotiomycetes, Eurotiales, Aspergillaceae. Bases 1 to 981 code for a protein of 326 amino acids. Gene Ontology annotation, molecular function: nucleic acid binding.
AUGCCGGCAAAUCUGAAAGCUCCACAACUCGAGCAGAUUCAGCAUAUGAUCGAGAACGGGUCGUCGACGAGAGCUGAAAUCGCCUUUGCCGCUGGUUGUAGCAAGCAAGCUGUAACAUAUAUCCGUCAGAACCUGGGGGCGUUUGGCAAUGUCAGAGCCCCCCGGAAUAGCGUCGGCCGCCCUCGCAGUAUCACCCCAGCGAUGCUUGAAGCCGUGUUGGAACGCUUGAAGGAGAAACCAACUCUUUACUUGGAUGAAUUAGUGGUUUUUAUAUAUGAUGAUUUCGGAAAGCGUGUAACCAAACAGAGUCUAAGCAGGACACUUGCUUCUAUUGGAUGGUCGAACAAGGCAGCUCGGCAAAGAGCAAGGGAACAAAAUGCAGAUUUACGAGACUUUUACCUGCAUAGUCUAUCCCCUUAUUCGUCAUACCAGCUGGUAUACGUGGAUGAGUCGGGCUGUGAUAAGCGGAUAGGAUUUCGGCGAAGUGGCUGGUCUCCUCUUGGUGUGACACCAAUUCAGAUCUCUAAAUUCCACCGUGAUCAACGUUAUCAGAUACUGCCUGCCUACACCCAGAAGGGUGUUCUCUUAUCUCGAGUCUUUCAAGGCUCAACUGACGCCAGUAUGUUUGAGGAUUUCAUCGAGCAGCUUCUCCACCACUGCAACCGAUGGCCAGCGCCGAGGUCCGUAAUCAUCAUGGAUAAUGCAUCCUUCCACCGUACAGAGCGGGUUAAACAGAUGUGCCUGAAUGCAGGAGUUAAGCUGCUAUACCUACCACCCUACUCCCCCGAUCUUAACCCUAUUGAGGAGUUCUUCGCUGAACUCAAACAAUUCAUCAAGCGGAGGUGGUAUGAGUACGAAAAUAAUCCAGAACAAGGAUUCGACGCUUUUCUUGAGUGGUGUAUUGGAGUUGUUGGUUCAAGGGUACAGAGUGCCGAAGGCCAUUUUCGGCAUGCAGGUGUACUGAUAGACGAAUAUAUAUAG